Molecule: messenger RNA, 207 nt
Organism: Cooperia oncophora
Lineage: Eukaryota; Metazoa; Nematoda; Chromadorea; Rhabditida; Trichostrongylidae
Source: the annotation of a GenBank genome assembly
AUGCUAUUCUACGUUUUCUUCGCACUGAUCCUUCUCAGCACCCUCACUGAAGGAGCACCCAUGGAUUCUGAGGUGUGCAAGGAUGUCGGCCCAGCUGGCUCGUGCAAAAGAUACAAGGAGAAUGGUUGGUGCACUUCAGAAGAUCCAGCCAGGGUCUCCAUUGUGGAAUACAGAUGCCAAAAGACGUGCGGCUUCUGUCACAGUUAA